Molecule: messenger RNA, 1629 nt
Organism: Castor canadensis (American beaver)
Lineage: Eukaryota; Metazoa; Chordata; Mammalia; Rodentia; Castoridae
Gene: C3ar1
Product: complement C3a receptor 1
Biological process (GO): phospholipase C-activating G protein-coupled receptor signaling pathway; inflammatory response; complement receptor mediated signaling pathway
Cellular component (GO): plasma membrane
Molecular function (GO): G protein-coupled receptor activity; complement component C3a receptor activity; complement component C5a receptor activity
Source: RefSeq, a predicted model, not a curated record
UCAUUGUGGCUACGUGUAGGGACCAAACUAGACUUGUGGGGACCUGUGGACUGGUGUUGAAGCCUAUAGUUACUGUCUCGAGUUUUUGACCAUAUGCAUGACUGCUGGAAUAACAGAAGAAAUCAGGUACAUUUACCACAGGGAAGGAAAGGACCCUGAAGUUUAGCAAUGGAGUCCUUCUCUGCUGAGACCAAUUCAACUGACCUACAUUCACAGCCUUGGAACAAACCCCACAUAAUUUUCUCUAUGGUCAUUCUCAGUCUCACUUUUUUAUUGGGACUGCCAGGCAAUGGGCUGGUAUUGUGGGUGACUGGCCUAAAGAUGCAGCGGACAGUGAACACAGUUUGGUUUCUCCAUCUCACCCUGGCUGAUUUUCUCUGUUGCCUUUCUUUGCCCUUCUCCCUGGCUCACUUGGCUCUCCAGGGACACUGGCCCUAUGGCUGGUUCUUAUGCAAGCUUAUUCCCUCCAUCAUCGUCCUUAACAUGUUUGCCAGUGUCUUCCUGCUUACUGUCAUUAGCCUGGAUCGCUGUUUAUUGGUACUGAAGCCAAUCUGGUGCCAGAAUCAUCGCAAUGUGAGCACAGCCUUUGCUAUCUGUGGAUGUAUUUGGGUAGUGGCUUUUGUCAUGUGUAUACCUGUAUUUGUAUACCGGGAAACGUUCACUAUAGAUGGCCAUAAUAUGUGUGGCUAUAAUUUUGGUCUCUCCAGCUCAUUAGAUUAUUCAAGCUACAGCUAUGAUCUAGAUCUACUGAAAAAUGGGUCUCUUGACAACACCAUUGUUCAGCUGCCUGGAGAAGUGGAUGAUAAAUCAGAUCCUUCCUCUUUCCAAACAAAUGAUCAUCCUUGGACUGCCACCACUGUCUUUCAUUCUGAAACACUUCAAAGGCUGCCUGGAAAUUCAUUCCCUAUGGAUCCAGCAAGAUUAUCUACUCAACCUCCAUAUUACAAUGUACUUAAACCUGCCCAGGUGGUCUCACCCACAGUCCCCAGUCAGUUUCCCCUUGAAGAUCACAGAACUAACACACUGGGUAACUCUGAUAACUUUCUCUCUUCUAAUUCAGAGCUUUCCCCUAGUGCUCCUAGCAAUUUCUUCUAUGUGCCUGAGCUAUCACAUGAUUUCCAGGAUGAUUACUUAGACCAAUUCAUGUAUGACAACCAAGUGUCAACACCUCUGGUGGCCAUAACCAUCACGAGGCUAGUUCUGGGGUUCCUCCUGCCUUUUAUGAUCAUGGUGGCCUGUUACAGCCUCAUUGUAUGUCGCCUGCGACGAGGCAACUUCAUCAAGUCUCGAAGCAAAACGUUUCGAGUGGCUGUGGUGGUGGUGAUGGUCUUUCUUGUCUGCUGGACUCCAUACCAUAUUAUUGGAGUCCUAUUAUUGUAUAUCCACCCAGAAACUCCCUUUGGGGAAGUUCUGCUGUCCUGGGACCAUGUGUCUAUUGCUCUAGCAUCGGCCAAUAGUUGCUUCAACCCCUUCCUUUAUGCCCUCUUGGGGAAAGAUUUUAGGAAGAAAGCAAGGCAGUCCAUGAAGGGCAUUCUGGAGGCAGCCUUCAGUGAGGAGCUCACGCACUCUACCAGCUGUACCCAAAACAAAGUCUUUUCAGAAAGAAAGAGCAUCAGCACAGGUGUGUGA